Dipodomys ordii (Ord's kangaroo rat) is the source of this 1726-nucleotide messenger RNA. RefSeq names its product selenium binding protein 1 (gene Selenbp1). Bases 87 to 1505 code for a protein of 472 amino acids. Lineage: Eukaryota; Metazoa; Chordata; Mammalia; Rodentia; Heteromyidae. The record is from RefSeq and is a predicted model, not a curated record. Gene Ontology annotation, molecular function: protein binding; selenium binding. The transcript is spliced from 12 exons.
CACCCGGACAGCUUGCCUCACCUCACCUGGCUUCUGCCCACUCCUGGCAAACCCAUCAGGACCAAAUUGGAUCAGCCAGCAGCAGCAUGGCUACCAAAUGUUCCAAGUGUGGCCCUGGCUACCCCACUCCUCUGGAGGCCAUGAAAGGACCCCGUGAAGAGAUUAUCUACCUACCCUGUAUUUACCGAAACACGGGCACCAAGGCUCCAGACUAUCUGGCUACAGUGGAUGUGGACCCCAUGUCUCCCCAGUAUAGCCAGGUCAUCCACCGGCUCCCCAUGCCCCACCUGAACGACGAGCUGCAUCACUCAGGAUGGAACACCUGCAGCAGCUGCUUCGGGGACAGCACCAAGUCCCGCAACAAACUGGUGCUGCCCUGCCUCAUCUCCUCCCGCAUCUACGUGGUGGAUGUGGGCUCUGAGCCCCGCGCCCCGAAGCUGCACAAGGUUGUCGAGGCCAAGGAGGUACAAGCUAAAUGUGACCUGAGCUACCUGCACACCAGCCACUGCCUGGCCAGUGGGGAAGUGAUGAUCAGCACCUUGGGAGAUCCCAACGGCAAUGGCAAAGGGGGUUUUGUGCUCCUGGACGGGGAGACCUUUGAGGUGAAGGGGACGUGGGAGCGGCCUGGGGGUGCCGCACCCAUGGGCUAUGACUUCUGGUACCAGCCUCGACACAAUGUCAUGAUCAGCACCGAAUGGGCACCUCCUAAUGUCUUAAAAGAUGGCUUCAAUCCAGCUCAUGUGGAGGCAGGACUCUAUGGAAGCAGCAUCCACGUGUGGGACUGGCAGCGCCAUGAGAUCAUCCAGACCCUGCCUAUGAAGGAUGGGCUCAUUCCCCUGGAGGUCCGCUUCCUGCACAACCCAGACGCUGCCCAGGGUUUUGUGGGCUGUGCCCUCAGCUCCACCAUCCAGCACUUCUACAAGAAUGAGGGAGGUACUUGGUCAGUGGAGAAGGUGAUUCAGGUGCCGUCCAAGAAAGUGAAGGGCUGGCUGCUGCCAGAAAUGCCAGGCUUGAUUACUGACAUCUUGGUGUCACUGGAUGACCGCUUCCUCUACUUCAGCAACUGGCUGCACGGCGAUGUGCGGCAGUAUGACAUCUCUAACCCCCGCCAGCCCCGCCUCGCGGGACAGAUCUUCCUUGGGGGCAGCAUUGUUAAGGGAGGCCCUGUGCAAGUGCUAGAGGAUCCGGAACUGAAGUGCCAGCCAGAGCCACUGGUGGUCAAGGGAAAGCGGGUGCCUGGAGGCCCUCAGAUGAUCCAGCUUAGCCUGGACGGCAAGCGUCUCUACCUCACCACAUCCCUGUACAGUGCGUGGGACAAGCAGUUUUACCCCGACCUCGUCAGGGAAGGCUCGGUGAUGCUGCAGAUUGACGUAGACACAGUAAACGGAGGCCUGAAGCUGAACCCCAAUUUCCUGGUGGAUUUUGGGAAGGAGCCCCUGGGCCCAGCCUUAGCCCAUGAACUCCGCUACCCAGGUGGUGACUGCACCUCUGACAUUUGGAUCUGAAGUCUGACCUUGGAGCCUCUUCUUCUACAUCCUCAGCCUCCACUGGAGGAUGAGCUUGGCUUCACUCUGCUUGCUCUUGAACCUGACCUGGGGCAGUGGGCCCCACCAAAGCCAACAGAGACGUUCCGACAUCUCCCUUCCUGACCACUGUUGCUCAUUGCUCACUGUGCUGUUUUUACACAAGCUCUCAGAAGCACUGGGAAAUAAACUACUCUCAGAUU